GGCGAAGGCAAAGAGAGGGUUGCGGCUGACAGGCCCACCGGUCCCAAAGGUGAAUGGAAGGAAUCAGAGGAAGUGGGGCCUGCGCCUUCUUACGUCAGCGAUGCACCGAAGCCAAGAUUAAAGUGGAUCCGUUUCGAGCGCCCCAUUCCCACGGACCCUUGUCCAAUCCAAUCCAGGACUCUCACUGAAGAGCUUCCGAAACCAGUGACAGCAAGCCUCACUCACAACAUGGGAGCCUCUCUCGGCUCCGGCAGCAGCGGUGCCGCCGUUCCUUCACAACACCAGGCCUACGAUAGCAAAUCGAACAUGCUCGAUGAGCACCUUCUCACCCCUGCUGCUAUCAACUCCAUUGAAGUGCACGGCGCCUCAAAUACACGCCGGUCUAUUCUCGAUCGUAUAUUCAAGCCUCUUGUGGAGGGCCCCGAAAACUUAUCCUCGACCCUCGGCGAGAGCUUGGAGCGUGUUGGUGCCGCUACCCGGCGGCUCUCCCGUUUUGAUAUCUUCAAAGAGGACGGUUUCGGGGCAUUCAUUUCCGAGGCCAACCGGCCUGAUGCUCCUCCCAACAGGACAGAGCUGGACAUUGCCAUUAACGUCAAGGAGAAAUCCAGACUGGUAUUCACCGCCGGCACCGACUUUGGCAAUGCAGAAGGCUCCGCUUACACCAAUGGUGUAUUCCGAAACAUCUUUGGUGGUGCCGAGACUUUGUCCAUCAACGCCAGUACCGGCACACGCACCAGAUCAGCCUACAACGCCAGCUUCUCCACCCCAUUAAACGCCAACCCAGACAUACGGCUGGCCUUGGACGCUCUCCGCUCAUCAACACAAAAGCCGUGGGCAUCCCAUGACGAACACCUCACAGGUGGCAGCCUUAAGCUCUCAUGGUUGAGCGACAGCAAAGCUACCCACACCGUCACGUACAACGGGGUAUGGAGACAGUUGACCGGCCUGGCCCCCAAGGCUUCCCCCACCGUUCGGGCCGACGCAGGUGACUCCGUCAAGUCCUCAAUAGGCCACACAUACACUCUCGACCGCCGAGACAACCCCAUGCUCCCCCAAAGCGGCUAUCUCCUCAAGACCACCUCCGAGCUCGCCGGCUGGGGACCCCUAAGCGGUGAUGUGGCCUUUGCCAAAACCGAGCUCGAAACGUCCGGUGCUAUCCCAUUAUCCCUCCCCGGCUCGCAGGUCAAAUCAGGUGUUUCCAUCGGCGGGGGUGUCCGUGUUGGUCUUCUCUACCCCCUAGCAUUGGGCUACAACCCUGCCGCUCCAGCUUGUCCAAGCCGCAUCAACGACCGGUUCCAACUUGGCGGCCCUGCUGACGUCCGCGGAUUCAAGCUCGGCGGUCUCGGCCCCCAUGACGGCGCUGAUUCCGUCGGUGGUGACGUUUUCGCUGCUGGGAGCGUGAACAUGAUGUUUCCUCUUCCUCGUCUGGGUGCGGACUCGCCGUUGAGAUUCCAGCUCUUUGCCAAUGGUGGCCGAAUGGUGGCGCUUCAAAAGAGGGUGGCCACAGGGGAAAAUGGGCGGGUGUUGGCCAUGGAGCCAAAGAAGGUGUUUGAAGGUGUGGCCUCUGCUGUUGGGCAGCUUGGGAACGGGCUGCCGAGUGUGGCUGCUGGGUUUGGGCUGGUGUAUGCCCAUCCUAUGGCAAGAUUUGAGCUCAACUUUAGCCUGCCGCUUGUGCUGAGGAGAGAGGAGGAGGGGAGAAAGGGACUGCAGGUUGGUGUUGGAAUCAGCUUUCUUUAAGGUCCCGGUUGUAAGGGACGUGUCAGCGUCAAAUGGUUGUAUUAUUAGUUACCGGAAACAAAUAAGCAGUCUUAAUUCAGUGACACAUUAUCAUUCCAUGAGCACUAAGACUCCUAGCACAAGCACGCAAA
Messenger RNA from Podospora pseudopauciseta, 1868 nucleotides. RefSeq lists its product as uncharacterized. The coding region runs from base 229 to 1737 and encodes 502 amino acids. NCBI's taxonomy places the organism in Eukaryota, Fungi, Ascomycota, Sordariomycetes, Sordariales, Podosporaceae. Gene Ontology annotation, cellular component: outer membrane. Gene Ontology annotation, biological process: protein insertion into mitochondrial outer membrane. The transcript is spliced from 4 exons. The record is from RefSeq and is a predicted model, not a curated record.